UUGGGUGUCCAACCCUGGCACCACCACGGCCACCAAAGGUCUGGAAUUCAUUCCCGACGUCGAGGAUCCUGGGCUGUGCCGGAACUCGGGUUUCACCAUUUCCCCCCUUUUCUCGCCCGUUUUCCCAGGCGGUUCCGGCCCCGCCGGCGCUGAGGCCGCGCCCGCCGCGGGCGGCGCCGGCGCCAUGGCCACCAAGGUGCCGAUCUACCUGAAGAGGGGCAGCCGGAAGGGCAAGAAGGAGAAGCUGCGGGACAUCCUCUCCUCGGACAUGAUCAGCCCCCCCCUCGGCGACUUCCGCCACACCAUCCACGUGGGCAGCGGCGGCGAGAGCGACAUGUUCGGGGACACCUCCUUCCUGCAGGGCAAGUUCCACCUCCUGCCGCGCCACGAGGGCGGCGCCGGCGGCGGCGCCGAGUUCUCCUUCUCGCGCACGGCCACCAUGAGCGCGGGCGAGGCGGCGGCGCCGUCGCCGCUGCUCAAAAACGCCAUCUCGCUGCCCGCGCUGGGGGGGCCGCAGGCGCUCACCCUGCCCCCGGCACAGGCCCCCCCGAAGCCCCCGCGCCUGCACCUCGACGAGGCCCCGGAGCCGGCGCCGGGCGGCGAGGCCCCGGCGGAGGGGCCCCCCCGGCUCGCGGCGCCCGCCAACGGCUUCGCCGGCGCCGACGGGGAGGAGGAGCCGCCCUUCCUGUCCCGCGCCGGGUCCCUGCUGUCCCUGCACGUGGACCUGGGGCCCUCCAUCCUGGAGGACGUGCUGCAGGUCAUGGACAAGCACCAGGCGGAGAGAGGGGGCGGCGGCGCCGUGACGGAGAUCCCGACGUGAGGGAGGAGCCGGAUCCCGCCGUGCCAACGCCAGGAGGGGCUUUGUCCUCGGCCCCCGCGGAUUCCGGACGUUCCCUCCACGUUUGGGGAGAAUCCCAACGUCCCCCCC
This is a messenger RNA of Chiroxiphia lanceolata (lance-tailed manakin), 928 nucleotides long. It is a transcript of the gene CDC42EP2, whose product is annotated as CDC42 effector protein 2. Bases 185 to 820 code for a protein of 211 amino acids. The record is from RefSeq and is a predicted model, not a curated record. NCBI's taxonomy places the organism in Eukaryota, Metazoa, Chordata, Aves, Passeriformes, Pipridae. The transcript is spliced from 3 exons.